AGGGGCUUCUUUGGCUACCUUUGAGAUUAACGUUCAGUAAUGGCCAAUUUUUAAAAAAACAAUUGUUUAUCAUAGGCACCUGAAACCAUUGCUUGCUAUCCUAAAUGGAAGUUGAUGUGUUUUAUUUUCACAAAUUCAAAAUCCAAUGUAAAUCCGAAGCCUGUAAUGGAAAAAAGGUCUUCUAUUUUCUUUCCCUCAGGGACAGAGUUAUGCUGAGAAUGUGCAAGCAGAUAAUAGCCUAAUUCAAAACUUCAGGCCAGAUGUCUUUAAAAUCAUGCUAUCACUCAAAUUAGUCAAAGCAUAAACAAACAUUUGUGACUGACGUAGCUACUUCAAAUAGGCUAAUGCCUCAGUCAGCGUUACUCACUUUGGAACAGACUGGGAGAAAGCAGAAUCAAAAUGAAGAAUUUACUUGUGUUUGUCUCUGGUUUGGUCCUGAUGACCACUCUUACAGACACUUCACCAAUUUUGACUGAAAAAGAUGCCAAACAGAUGCUGAGAACUCGUCGUGAAGACAGACCGAGAAAAGCUGGUUUCCCUGAUGAGCCAAUGAGGGAGUAUAUGCUUCACCUCCAGCGCUUGGAGCAGAGAUCAGAAGAACAAUUCCUUGAGCACUGGUUGAAUCCACAUUGCUUACCACACUGCAACAGGGAUCUCGUGCAUCCAGUCUAACGGCUUUGCCUACCCCACAAUUGGUCUCUUCAUGGGCACUGAAGAGGAUAUAUACUAUGAUUGUGCUAAGGAGGACGAGAUUAUUCCUGUAUUUGCUACACACUCACUGUAGAGCUGAACCUCUUUGCAAUACAGUACAAUCCUAGUAAUACAGCAGAAGUUCCAACUACAAAUGGCUAGAUAUGUUAUAGACCACCAUAUAUUUUCUAACAGUAAUGAUUGCAUGCAUCAAUAAAUAAAUAAAGGGUUUCUCCCAGUUUCUGAGAGAUAGGCAAGUAUAAAUCACUGAUGAAUCCCAGAUUACACUUUCUAAGGGAACAGCUUUAGACUGUCAGAAGCAAAAGAAACUUAGAAGAGAGGUCCAUGGAAAACUAGAGAAUGUAAACAUGAAGAGAAGACCAGCUUUCAGGACUUCAGAGGAAUCCUUAAUUACAGUUUCCUAUGUUAAACAACAGUACUGCAAGGAGAUUACCACUUAUGCAACACUAAUCCAUGUUUAAUUGACUAAGUAUUUAAUAUCAUAAUAAAAGCUUGAUUCAAAUAA
Messenger RNA from Columba livia (rock pigeon), 1216 nucleotides. It is a transcript of the gene C18H17orf67, whose product is annotated as chromosome 18 C17orf67 homolog. Lineage: Eukaryota; Metazoa; Chordata; Aves; Columbiformes; Columbidae. The transcript has 4 exons. The coding region runs from base 400 to 672 and encodes 90 amino acids. The record is from RefSeq and is a predicted model, not a curated record.